AUGCUCAGCUUUCAAACUCUUUCAUGUCUUCAUGAUAUACCACUUGUUCGCUCGUCAACUAAUAAAAUUCAAGAUGUGUAUGCCAAAGCUAAAGAUACAAGUGCAUUUAUUCGGAUUCCAUGUAAUUUAGCCGAGACAGUUGCUGAUAAAACAUUAAAAGUUGCUUUUACAAUUGCUAAUCCCGUUGUUAAACCAUUUUCUGGGCCUGUAUAUGCAAUUGACAAUUAUGCUGCUCAAACAAUUCGUCAAUUUGAAUCUAAAUACCCUGUGAUUACUACACCAACUGAAAAUGUUGUAAAUACAUUCAACGAAACAACAAAACCAGUUCUAGAUGCAGUGAAUUCAGUUAGGGAUACAACAACAUCAACAAUUCAACAUGGCAAAGAAGCGGUUUCGAAUGUAGCAACAGCCACAGUAAAUAAAGCAUCUGGUGUAGCUGAUUCUGUAUUUUCGUUUUGUGGAACACGUGUACCGGGAAUGCAACGUUCUAAUGCUGGUAAAACAAGUAGAUUAAUUCAAUCAUCAUUAUUAUGGUUUCGAAUGUUGAUUGUAAACUGUAUUCUAAUUACUAAACAAACUAAUGAAUCUUUACUUAAUAAAAUGCAACAAAAACGAUUUUUACCUGCUUUACCACAACGAUUAUUAAUUUUAGUUGGUACUUUUUUGGAAAAAGUUAUCAGACUAGUUAAACCUAAUGAUGCUACAUUGGCUGAAUGGGAAAAAGCUCGACAACAAAAUCAAUCAAGUUCAUUAUUAAAAUAUUUUUUUGAUGGACAAAGCUUAAAACCUAAUCAAUCUUCAACAGCUCGUAAAAAAGUUGUUAUUAAUCAACGAGAAACAGUCGUAAAUCGUACAAAUGAUUACAAUCAUAUUCCAAAGUCACAACCCGAUUAUUCAAAUAUGACUGAUACAGAAGAAUUACAUGCUCGUUUAGCUGCAAAUGAUUUACCUCAAUCAAAUUAUAAUAUGGACAAUCGCAUGUUUACCACAGAAUCUGUUGAUGAUAUUCCAAAUAAUGAUAUUACACAAUUACAUGAUAGUCUUAAACCAACUGAUGUUGAACUUCUUUAUUCUCGAUUACCUACUGAUAUAUUACCAAAUAUAGAUGAUCAAGAACCAUUAACUGAAGAUCAACAACAACUUCAUGCUAGAAUUAUUGGUGCUGCAUUAGCAGAUCAAGGUUAUCCUGUAGAUGAAAAUGAUAAUGAUGAUCGACAGUGA
This is a messenger RNA of Rotaria sordida, 1221 nucleotides long. Lineage: Eukaryota; Metazoa; Rotifera; Eurotatoria; Philodinida; Philodinidae. The record is from the annotation of a GenBank genome assembly.